Messenger RNA from Puma concolor (puma), 528 nucleotides. It is a transcript of the gene GPHA2, whose product is annotated as glycoprotein hormone subunit alpha 2. The record is from RefSeq and is a predicted model, not a curated record. Gene Ontology annotation, cellular component: extracellular region. Gene Ontology annotation, molecular function: thyrotropin-releasing hormone receptor binding; hormone activity. NCBI's taxonomy places the organism in Eukaryota, Metazoa, Chordata, Mammalia, Carnivora, Felidae. Gene Ontology annotation, biological process: cell surface receptor signaling pathway.
AUGAAAGCUGAUCCCCGAGAGGGCGUGGCUCCGGAAAGCUGGCAAAUAAAAAUCCGGAGAGCCAGCACCGUCUGGAGACCCACAGAGGACCUGAGGAACCCGCUCGGCCAGCCACUCAGUUCCUGGGCCUUGGAAGUGAUACCCAUGGCAUCCCCCCACAUGCUGCUCCUCUGCCUGCUGGUCCUGGCAGUCCCCGAAGGCUGGGGUCGGCAGGUGGCCGUCCCAGGCUGCCACUUGCACCCCUUCAACGUGACCGUGCGAAGUGACCGCCAAGGCACCUGCCAGGGCUCCCAUGUGGCACAGGCUUGUGUGGGACACUGUGAGUCUAGCGCCUUCCCUUCCCGGUACUCUGUGCUGGCGGCCAGUGGCUAUCGACAUAACGUCACCUCUGUCUCUCAGUGCUGUACCAUCAGUGGCCUGAAGAAGGUAAAGGUGCAGCUGCAGUGUGGGGGGGACCGGAGGGAGGAGCUGGAGAUCUUCACGGCCAGGGCCUGCCAGUGUGACAUGUGUCGCCUCUCGCGCUACUAG